Molecule: messenger RNA, 515 nt
Organism: Onthophagus taurus
Lineage: Eukaryota; Metazoa; Arthropoda; Insecta; Coleoptera; Scarabaeidae
Product: endocuticle structural glycoprotein SgAbd-4-like
Cellular component (GO): chitin-based extracellular matrix
Molecular function (GO): structural constituent of chitin-based larval cuticle
Source: RefSeq, a predicted model, not a curated record
GCGGUGUGUAAUGACUUAAACAGUUAUCGACUUAAACAUCUCGACGACAUUAACUCUUCAUCGAAGAAUAAAUCAAGAUGUAUUUCGUGGUUUUGUUCGCUUUAAUUGGUGCGUGCGUUGCUGCGCCAGCUCCGGAAGAAGCGGUUCCUAUUGUGUCUCAAUCUAGUGAUGUACAACCCGACGGUUCUUACAAUUUUAGUUAUCAAACCGGUGAUGGCACCGCCGUUGAACAACACGGUUCAGUAAGAAAAAUUGAAAACGAAGACUCCAUUGUGGCCGAAGGAAAAUAUUCUUACAAAGGCCCAGACGGUGUUGAGUACGUUGUGACAUACACAGCCGAUGAAAAUGGAUUCAAACCGAGCGGAGAUCAUAUUCCAGCUGUGCCAGCAGCUAUCGCUAGAGCUUUAGAAUACAUCGCCGCUCACCCCGAGGAAAAUGAACCCAAGAAGGCUUAAAAGAUUAUAUCAUAAAUUCGAUUUGUAUAUAUUUUUGUAAUAAAAGAAUUGAUUGAAAUA